CGGCCGGCGAGUUUGCGCUGCUGUUCUCCAUAGCCUGGAGUGGGCUAUACCUGGGCAGCGCCGCCGCCUUCCCGGUGACCAGCGCGCUCUGUCAGUCCCACGGGCUCGGAGGGUGGCCGGUGGUCUUUUAUGUCUGUGCGAUGGCCUCCGCCAUGUGGGCGCUGGUCGCCUGUUUCGUGCUGACCGAGUCGCCAGAGCACCACCGAUUCAUCAGCGAGGCGGAGAAGAAGUGCCUGAUGUCGCAGGCGCACGUGCAGACAUCGGCCAAGGCGCCGACGAAGCCAGUUUCAAUCUGGGUGCUCUUGCGCAAUCUGCAAGUGUGGAUCAUCAUGCUCAGUUACUUCGUUACCAGCUGGUUCUAUGCGACUCUCAGCAUCACGUUGCCAACCUUCAUGAAGGAAGGUUUUGACUUCGACAUAAUGGAGAAUGGUUUCGUGUCGGCCCUACCAAGCCUGUCCAUGGGUCUUCUGAUCAUUGCUGGAGGAAAGGCGUAUGAGUACAUUCACGUCAACAAGGGCGUGAGCACUACGAACUCACGCAAAAUAAUGUCUUCGAUUGGACUGCUCGUGCCGGCUGCCUGCAUGAUCGCCGUCAUUGUGCUGCCAUCCAGCCAGCGGUACCUCAGCGUCGUCCUGAUGUCCCUGGCCCAGGGAUUCUCCAGCAUCGUGAUCUCUGCCGGUCCGGUGUCGGCGGCCGCCGAAAUCGCUCCGCAGUACAUCGGCUUCAUCUGGGGCAUCGCCUCCUCCUUCGGCAACUCCACCGGCUUCCUGGCGCCUCUGAUCGCGGCCGCCAUGACGCCGAAUGGCACUCUGCGGGAGUGGUGCUGGUUCUUCGCCAUCGCCAUCACCCAGAUGGUUCUGCUCAGCGUUCUCAUCGGCCGCCUGUGGAGGUCGGAGGUGCAGCCCUUCGCACAGUUGGAGAACUCACAGGACAUCGCGGAACAGCAUCACUGCGCUGCCAUCACCGUAGCUUUGGAAGAGGUGGCAUAGCCACAUACGGUGUUUAUCUCCUGGAAGCACUCCUGUACUUUUUAUAUAUUGAAUUUUCUCUGAAUAUAUGCGUUCAGUAUUCAU
Molecule: messenger RNA, 1073 nt
Organism: Pollicipes pollicipes
Lineage: Eukaryota; Metazoa; Arthropoda; Thecostraca; Pollicipedomorpha; Pollicipedidae
Product: putative transporter slc-17.2
Biological process (GO): transmembrane transport; monoatomic anion transport
Cellular component (GO): membrane
Molecular function (GO): transmembrane transporter activity
Source: RefSeq, a predicted model, not a curated record